Messenger RNA from Procambarus clarkii (red swamp crayfish), 735 nucleotides. Lineage: Eukaryota; Metazoa; Arthropoda; Malacostraca; Decapoda; Cambaridae. The record is from RefSeq and is a predicted model, not a curated record.
AUGAAGGAUCAGACUCUUAUAAUCAGUGUAAAUUUUGAUGAACACCUGUCUCAGAGACAAUAUAUAGACGAGGGCGAUUUCGGUAUUGUAUGGCGCAUUCCCUGGGGGAAACAAUAUGCAAUUUUGAAGACAAUGAAGAAGAAGAAAAUCUCUGCAAAGGCCUUCAGGACAGAGCUUUUUAUCAUGGAAAGACUUAAUGGUGCAGGUGGAGCUCCGAGACUACUCGGCGUUUGCUACAAGCCAAGAGCUAUAGUGAUGUCUUUCCGGGGCGAGUUAACACUCUCAGAGGCUAUCCGGGAAGAUAUUCCAGAUUGGCUUAUCAUAUAUAUUGUUUUGAAAGUUGGUCAGUGCCUGCGCGAGCUCCACGCUCGUGGAGUUAUUCAUAAUGAUAUUCAUGCCCGAAAUGUAAGGGUGACCCUCUGUCAACAGAAGCUACCUCAAGUAUUUCUAAUUGACUUUGGACAGUCAAUCCUCAGACAAGAUGCCCUGUUGACCUUGAGUCAAAAAACCCGAAGAAAACUGGAGACCAAACUGCACCCAAAGAAAAACUUGACAUAUUCCCGAGAUGUGAAGGCUCUUGGGCUGAUGCUGCUAAAUAUUGUUGAUAUAAAAAAUAUAAAUAUUGAAUCUAUAAAAGAAAUAAUUGCAAUUACAUGGUCCAGUAUGUGUGAGCCAGCGCCCCUUGACGAUAUUCUACUGAAGCUAAACUUAGUACUUGCUAUGAUUUCAAGAUAA